Messenger RNA from Drosophila obscura, 2609 nucleotides. RefSeq lists its product as uncharacterized. The coding region runs from base 122 to 2401 and encodes 759 amino acids. The record is from RefSeq and is a predicted model, not a curated record. The transcript has 6 exons. NCBI's taxonomy places the organism in Eukaryota, Metazoa, Arthropoda, Insecta, Diptera, Drosophilidae. Gene Ontology annotation, biological process: response to heat; protein refolding. Gene Ontology annotation, molecular function: protein folding chaperone.
AACAGAUCAAAGCGGGCAAAACAACCGUUGGCGUCCACCGAGCAACAUUGCAAAAAGCAUAGCAAGAUCAUUCUUUUCAAACAUAACCUAAAAGUCGAUUCAGUUUAUUUUAUACCACAAAAUGGCGCUUUCUACUCUGCUUUCCCUGGUCGACGAGCUGCAGGAGCCCCGCAGCCCCAUCUACGAGUUUGGCCUGGGCAUGCAUCCGCAUUCCCGCCACCUCAUCGCGCCCCAGCGUCACUCCAUCAACGGCUGUCCUUGCGCCUCACCAAUGUGUGCCGCCUCGCCGACGGGCCAAGUGCUGGCCGCGCGCCGCCAGAUGGCCAAGAACAACGACAUCCACUGGCCCGUGACUCAUGUGGGCAAGGAGGGAUUCCAGGUGUGCAUGGAUGUGGCCCAGUUCAAGCCGAGCGAGCUCAGCGUCAAGGUCGUGGACAAGUCCAUCAUGAUCGAGGGCAAGCAUGAGGAGCGGCAGGACGAUCACGGCCACAUCAUGCGUCACUUUGUGCGCCGCUACCAGGUGCCACAGGGCUACGAGCCGGAAAAGGUCGUCUCGCAGCUGUCCUCUGACGGCGUGCUCACUGUGAGCAUCCCCAAGCCGGUGCCCAUCGCAGACAAGUCCAAGGAGCGACUCAUCCAGAUCCAGCAGGUGGGACCCGCCCAUCUGAAUGUCAAGCAGAAUGCCGUCGAUGAUAAGGGCAAGGAGAAUGGCUCUGCCAAUGGCAGCUCCAAGUGGCAGGGCCAACUUGCCCGUCUCGUGGACACGGAUCAUACGCUCGCCCGGACUGUAGUACUUGGAUGGAGGCGGUGGCGGUGCCUUGAUGGUGAGGAUGCCAUCCGUGGAUAUGUCCGAGAUCACCUCAUUGGCAUUGUAGCCGCGCGGCAGGAGGUAUUUCCGCACAAAGUGGCGCUCCACCAGGCCGUUGGAGCCUUCGCUCCGUCUGUUAUGGUUGCCCUGGACUAUGACAUAGUCGUCGUUGGUCUUGACCACUAUCUCGUGCGGAUGGAACUGCCGCACAUCGAUAUCCACGCGGAAUCCCUUCUCGUCCACGUGCACCCGCUCGCCGGAGUAGUAGUUGUCCCACCGCAUGGGAUAGGCCCAAUCGUAGGGAUUGGAUUGUAUCAGCUGGUUCCGCACGCGGCGCGUCACCAACUCGUCCAUGGGCCGCAACAGGUCGCUCCUGCUGCUCUGGUGGGCGGGCCACCAGGCUCGCGGAUCGUCCCAGAGGUACGGAUACAUCUGGAAGUCAUGACCGGGUGGCCUCGCCCGAUGUCGGAUGCAUCGCCGGAUGCGGAUGGGGAUGGGACAGCGAUGACUCAUCCCAGCCGAUGCGCCUCGGCUCGGGCCAAGUGCACCGAGAGCCGCGAGAAGGCCAACGAGACACACACGAGCGUGGCCAAUUGGAUCCGCGUCAAGUGGCGUCUACGUCACCUAGGAAAACCAUUGGGUCCGGCCUACUACUUGCUGGUUCCGAUGGUUUCCUCCUCCGCCUGGCCAGCGGUUUUCAUGGCCGGGGCGUUAGACACCAUCGCUGCUCAGGCUGGAGGUGACUUUGUCGCCCUCGUAACCCUGCGGCAGAACAAAGCGCCGCAUGAAAUGACGCGAGCUGUAGCCUCCGGCGUCACCUUCCUCCUGCUGCUCGGCCUUGCCCUCGACCAGGACAACGCUCUCGUCCAGCACCUUGACCUUCAACUCGGUGUAGUCCUUUACGUCCAGAGUCAGCUGGUAUCCAUCCUUGGUGACGGUGGCCGGAGGGGCGAACUCCCGCUCCUGCCAUCGCGCGAUUUGCUGCCAAAAAACCUCGAGAAAAUGCCAGACAUUCCGUUUCUCUUGAACCUUGACUCGCCCGACUCCAUGUACUAUGGCCACGACAUGUUCCCCAAUCGCAUGUACCGCCGCGCGCACUCCCGUCAGCAUCCGGAGCUGGAUCUUCACACGCUGGCAUUAGUUGCCCGGAUGGGUGCCCAUGCUCAUCAUCUGGUGGCCAAGAAGCGCAGCGGCGAGUUGGCCGCAUUGGGCGGCGCUCGUUCAUUGGACAAGAAGGGAAACUUUGAGGUAAAUCUCGAUGUGGGUCUCUUUCAACCUGGCGAGCUGUCCGUCAAGCUGGUCGACGACUGCAUUGUGGUGGAGGGCAAGCAUGAGGAGCGCGAGGAUGAUCACGGACAUGUGUCGCGUCACUUUGUGCGGCGCUAUCCGCUACCCAAGGAGUUCGAUUUGGAUGCAGUGGCUUCCACAUUAACUGAGGACGGCGUCCUCACCAUAACCGUGCCGCCUCUGGUGUCCCAGGACGAACCAAGGGAGCGCGUCAUAACCAUCAAGCACGUGGGCCCGUCCGAUCUCUUCCUGAAUGGCAAUGGCCAAAAGGAGCAGUCAGCCUCGCCUCCCUCCGAGGCCAAGUAAACAGCUUAGCCAAACAAAAACUAUCGCGCCAUCGGCCUCCAAGUGAUUUCCCAAGACUCCCUUAUUUUUGUCGUAGCACUAAAAAGACGCAAAUUUAUGCACCAAAUCGUAUUUAUUCACUAAUUACCAACUACAUUUUAAAGCCCAAUUAAGCCCAAUUUUAAAUCUUAUUAAAAUUCAUUAUUAUUAAUAAAGGAAUAUAACUGUC